Molecule: messenger RNA, 3669 nt
Organism: Sus scrofa (pig)
Lineage: Eukaryota; Metazoa; Chordata; Mammalia; Artiodactyla; Suidae
Gene: DACT1
Product: dishevelled binding antagonist of beta catenin 1
Biological process (GO): negative regulation of JNK cascade; negative regulation of canonical Wnt signaling pathway; regulation of Wnt signaling pathway, planar cell polarity pathway
Cellular component (GO): cytoplasm
Source: RefSeq, a predicted model, not a curated record
GCCGGGAGGCAUGAGCCCAGGGUCGCAGCCUUAGCGCCCGCUCCUCCUCCCGGGCGGCCCGGCUGCGGGGACGGGUGCGCGCUGCAGGGUUGGGGGCCAUGAAGCCGAGUCUGGCAGGGACCGCGAGGGAGCUGGAGCCGCCGGCGCCGGCCCGGGGCGAGCAGCGCGCGGCGGAGUCCGAGGGGCGCUGGCGGGAGAAGGGAGAGGCGGACACGGAGCGGCAGCGCACCCGCGAGCGGCAGGAGGCCACGCUGGCCGGGCUGGCGGAACUGGAGUACCUGCGCCAGCGCCAGGAACUGCUGGUCCGGGGCGCCCUGCGCGGCGCCGGGGUCUCGGGGGCCGCUGCAGUCCGCUCCGGGGAGCUGCCGGGGGAGGCGGCGCAGCGCAGCCGCCUGGAGGAGAAGUUCUUGGAGGAGAACAUCUUGCUGCUGCGGAAGCAAUUGAAUUGUUUGAGGAGAAGAGAUGCUGGUUUGUUGAACCAGUUGCAAGAACUCGACAAGCAGAUAAGUGACCUGAGACUGGAUGUGGAAAAGACCUCUGAAGAGCACCUGGAGACAGACAGCCGACCUAGCUCAGGGUUUUAUGAACUGAGUGAUGGGGCUUCAGGGUCCCUUUCCAAUUCCUCAAACUCGGUCUUCAGUGAAUGUUUAUCCAGUUGUCACUCCAGCACCUGCUUUUGCAGCCCCUUGGAGGCAGCCUUGACUAUAUCAGAUGGUUGCCCCAAAUCUGCAGAUGUGAAUCCCAAGUACCAAUGCGAUCUGGUGUCUAAAAAUGGGAAUGACGUGUACCGCUACCCCAGCCCGCUUCACGCCGUGGCGGUGCAGAGUCCGAUGUUUCUGCUUUGCUUGACCGGAAACCCCCUGAGGGAAGAGGAGAGGCUUGCUAACCAUGCCAGUGACAUGUGUGUCGGAUCCGAGCUGGACGCCGUCAAGACAGACACUUCCUUGCCAUCUCCAAGCAGUUUGUGGUCUGCUCCCUAUCCUUCAUCCAGUAAGAAAAUGGAUGGUUACAUUCUGAGCCUGGUCCAGAAAAAAACACACCCUGUAAGGACCAACAAACCGAGAACCAGUGUGAACGCUGACCCCACCAAGGGGCUUCUGAGGAAUGGGAGUGUUUGUGUCAGAGUGACUGGGGGCAUCUCACAGGGCAACAGUGGGAACCUUAAGAAUUCUAAACAGAUGCCUUUGCCCUCUGGCGGGAUCCCUUCUUUGGACAAUGGGACAUUCUCCCCACUGAAGCAGUGGGCCAAAGACCCAAAGCCAGAACUACUGGAAAGCAAGAGGUUGCCCCUGCCUGAGGGCUGCUCCCCAGGCGCUGCCAGUGAACUUCAAGGUAAGCAUCUGCCCAAAACCGCCAAGCCAGUCUCCCAGGAACACGCUAGGUGUCCCCCCGCGGGGACAGGGGAGUCCCCUAAGGAAAGCAGUCAGAUCCCAGCUGCCUCUCCCAAAGAGAGUCCCGGGAAGGUCCCCGCCCCGCUGCAAGAGAACAGAGGGGGCCAGCCGCUGAAAAAGGUGCCUCAGAAAAACAGCCUGCAGGCUGUCUCUCCGGCGGCGCCCGCUUCCGCCGCUCCGGCCCAGCUGCCCCCAGUUUUCCCGGCCGCUGAGGAGCGGCCGGCCCUGGAUUUCAGAAGCGAGGGCUCUUCUUCCCAGAGCCUGGAGGAAGGGCCUCCGGGGAAGGCGCCGCCCGCCCUGGCGCAGCCGCCCGGCGUCAGGCCGCCCCGGGGAGCGCGGUCCGCGGCCGCCCCAAGGGGCUCCGCCCAGAAGCCCCGCGCCCCGGGCGGGCACGGGCCAGAGAGCUCGCUGCCCGCCGUGCGGGAGAAGGCGCGGGCGGCCGGCAGGAGGUGUCGGCUCCCGGACGACACGGAUACGAACAAGAAACUGCGGAGAGCGCCAGCCAAGGGGCGGCGAAGCGGGGGCGGCCAGCCAGACGCUGGGCUCCCGGGCCGGCAGCUGGGGGCGGGCCACCGGGCGGGGAGCCGCGCGCAUGGCCACGGCCACGGGCGGGAGGCGGUGGUGGCCAAGCCCAAACACAAGCGAACUGACUCGCGGCGGUGGAGGUCGGCCGCCGAGGUGUCCUACGAGGAGGCGCUGCGGCGGGCGCGGCGGGGCCGGCGGGAGCCCGCCGCCCUGUUCGCGGCGGGGCCGCCCUUCGCCAGCCCCUAUGCCUACGUGGCCAGCGACUCGGAGUACUCGGCCGAGUGCGAGUCCCUGUUCCACUCGACCGUGCUGGACACCAGCGAGGACGAGCGCAGCAACUACACCACCAACUGCUUCGGCGACAGCGAGUCCAGCGUGAGCGAGGGCGACUUCGUGGGCGACAGCAGCAGCACCAGCGACUCGGAGGAGAGCGGGGGCCUGAUUUGGUCCCAGUUCGUCCAGACGCUCCCUCUGCAGCCGGUCCCGGCCCCGGACCUCCGCGGUCACCCCACCAAAACCUUUGUCAAGAUCAAGGCUUCGCACAACCUCAAGAAGAAGAUCCUUCGCUUUCGGUCUGGCUCUCUGAAACUGAUGACGACCGUUUGAGUAGCACCGUUGGUGUAGAAAGCGGGAGUUUUUCUCCUUCCCAAGAAAGCUGUGGCGUCUUCCUUGUUGUGUGUAAUAAUUUCAUAGAAUGCUUUCUUUUGUUAAGUUAAAACCGAGGUGAAUUAUGUCUCAUCUUCAUCGUGUAUGGACACUAGUGCCUUUAAUGGAAGGUAAAGAAUGUUUUGCUGGUUAGAAGUGAAUAUCGAGUUUCUGAUGGUGGUGAUAGUGAAUUUUGUGGUACCGAUGGCUUUUAUUUGAAAUUUUCUAAGCAUUUUGAAGGCACAGGUUGUAAUGUUCAAGUGUUAAUGGGAUGAGACCGUUUGGUCUGAAGGUCAGGUGAAUGGAAUUUUCCGACAUACACUUGCUCCUUUGGUUCUUUGGGGUGGCGUCUCCAUGAGGGUUUAUCUUGUUGGGGCUAACACAUACAGUUUUGUGAGGUAGGUACAGGGGGCAGUCAUGGGUUUUCUAUAACUUUUUAUAUACUCUGCUUUUCUCAGAUGUAUCCCCAUUCUAUUUUCUUCUCAGAACUGUUUGGUUUACUGGACUCAGAACUUGAAGACCAGACCCUAAAUCCAGAGAGGUGACCUGGAUAGGUAGGCUGGUAAUACCUUAAAAUGAUUCACUAAAACCUUUGCCGCACUUGGUGCCUAGGCCCUGGUUACAGUAACCCCCCAGGGCCAUUUACCCAACAUGGAUGCCUUUCUUCCCCUCCCUGAUUUGCAGCAGAUCCAACCAUUUCUUCCUUGGAGACUUGCCUUUGGGAUAACAUUUUGGUCAUUGGAUACAGAGACACUCAGUCCUAACAAAAUAACCUUUGGGUGUGACCCCCAAGCUCAGAAUUGCUCACUGAGCACUGUGCCACCUAAGCAUUAGCCCAAACAUAUUAGUGCAAUCCAGUCCAGAUUGGACCACUGACCCUCUCUGGAAGGGCUUUUUUUUAAAAAAAAAUUUUUUUUGGUAAACAGUAUUGUGUAAAGUUGCUUUUUUAUACCAAUAUAUGCAUGUUUGGUGCAUGAGUAGUAUUUGUUUUGAUAUUCCUGUUGAUGUUAAAUGACUGUAUGAUAUAAACAGUAUGUGUUUUUAUAUAUCUUUGUGUAAAUUUAAUAUAACACAUUAUAUGCUGUAAUAAACAAUUUGUUUUACUGCU